CUCUGCCGCGUACAACCCGCAGCCAAAUAACACGAGACGGACCAUGCCUGCAGGAGCAAACUGAGUUUACAGAGGGUCCUUUUAAACAUUUUCAUCAUGAUUUUUCAAGCCCUUUUUGAGUGUAUGGACUUCACUAGUUGGCUGUUGAUCAGUUUUAUAGUGUUACUCCUGACAGAUGUGAUCAGAAACUGGAGACCAAACAGCUUUCCCCCUGGACCCUGGGCUGCGCCUUUUCUAGGAAAUAUCUUGAUAGGAUUUGACUUCAAAGCAAUGGAGAAGCUCUCUCAGGAGUAUGGUCCAGUGUUCAGCUUGAGGAUAGGCAGCCAGAGGAUGGUGUUUGUUUCCGGGUACAAGAUGGUCAAAGAGGCUCUUGUUAUCCAGCUGGACAGCUUUAUUGAUAGACCUAUUUUUCCUCUUUUCCAUGCUGUCUUUAAGGGGAUUGGUAUAGCUUUGAGCAAUGGGUACUUGUGGAAAAAGCAAAGGAAGUUUGCCAACACUCACCUGCGUUACUUUGGAGAGGGCCAGAAGUCCCUGGAAAAAUACAUUGAGGUGGAAAACACCUACAUCUGUGAAGCUUUCAAAGAGGAACAAGGAAGGCCAUUUAACCCCCAUUACAUCAUAACGAAUGGAGUGUGUAACAUCAUCUCGUCUGUGCUCUUCGGACAUCGCUUUGAGUACAGCGAUCAAAGCUUCCGCAGGAUUCUGGACUUGGACAAUGAGGCUAUUAGGUUAGCUGGCUUACCUCAGACUCAGCUGUAUGAUGCCUUCCCUGGUGUGCUGAAGUACCUGCCAGGACCUCACCAGACUGUGUUAAAGAACUACGAGGAGAUCUUGGCUUUCCUGAGAUCAGAAGUAGUGAAGCACCAGGAAGAGUGGAACCCAGAGGACCCUCGUGAUUUUAUCGAUGUUUACCUGGGAGAGAUGGAGAAGAAAAAGGAGGAUCCCCAGGCUGGCUUCAACAUUGAAACCCUGCAGGUUUGCACCCUGGACCUGAUAGAGGCCGGUACAGAAACAUCAGCCACCACUUUACGCUGGGCCCUGAUGUACAUGAUGCACUACCCAGAGAUACAGGAGAAAGUCCAGGCAGAGAUAGACUCAGUGAUCGGACAGUCUCGACAGCCCACCAUGGCCGACAAGCCCAACAUGCCUUACACGGAAGCUGUCAUCCAUGAAGUUCAAAGGAUGGGAAAUAUCGUUCCCCUUGGAUUCCCAAAAAUGGCCAGUAAAGACGCUACACUGGGAGGAUACUCAAUACCCAAAGGAACAACUAUUACUACAAUCCUUGCGACUGUGCUGUUUGAUAAGAAUGAGUGGGAAACUCCGGAUACCUUCAAUCCGGAGCAUUUCUUGGAUUCGGAGGGGAAAUUUCGCAGAAGAGACGCCUUCUUACCAUUUUCAGCAGGUAAACGUGUGUGUUUAGGGGAGCACCUGGCCAGAAUGGAGCUGUUCCUUAUGUUCACAGUUCUCCUCCAGCACUUCUUCAUCUGAACUCAAAGAGUCUUAUCUGCCCAAGAAGACCUUUAUCCCAACUGCACUCUAUAUUUAGGCUUGACUCUAUUUACACUAUGAACAUCCAAUCUCAGUAUAAGGUUACUGCAGGACAGUGAAGGUUUUGCACUUUAUGAAUUUACGUUUUUGUUGCUCA
Trematomus bernacchii (emerald rockcod) is the source of this 1645-nucleotide messenger RNA. RefSeq names its product cytochrome P450 2J2-like. NCBI's taxonomy places the organism in Eukaryota, Metazoa, Chordata, Actinopteri, Perciformes, Nototheniidae. Gene Ontology annotation, molecular function: oxidoreductase activity, acting on paired donors, with incorporation or reduction of molecular oxygen, reduced flavin or flavoprotein as one donor, and incorporation of one atom of oxygen; heme binding; iron ion binding. The record is from RefSeq and is a predicted model, not a curated record. Bases 97 to 1488 code for a protein of 463 amino acids. The transcript is spliced from 9 exons. Gene Ontology annotation, biological process: xenobiotic metabolic process. Gene Ontology annotation, cellular component: cytoplasm; intracellular membrane-bounded organelle.